GACGAACAGCAAUCCAAUCAAGCCGACGACGAUUACGCAGCGGGGCGGCGGUAUGACUACGGCCAAGUGCGAUGCCAACAGGAUCCAUAUACGCAGUGGGUUGGUCAGUUUAAUCCACUCCUUCCACCAGAAAUUGAGAAGGUCGUCUGUGUUGUAUGUCGCAUGUCGCAUUAUAGAUAUACCUGCUGGUUCCACAUACAAUCGGAUAGAGGGUAUGAAACCGCACUUGUAAGAUGGUUGACUACAUCUGUAUUGGCCUUGUACUCCGUAGUCUCAAGACGACUAAUGCAAGGGAAAAAGGCGCCCUCGUGUUGCGCCAAUUGGACGACAAGCCGCCCGCAGACGUUAAAGUAGGGACCUCGGAUGGAUCCAUGGGGUAAUACAGGUUCUGUGGCUGAUUUCUGCGGGUUUACUAGUAUAGUACCAUCAAUGGUAGUCAGGUGUCUAUAGA
This is a messenger RNA of Aspergillus candidus, 451 nucleotides long. RefSeq lists its product as uncharacterized. The record is from RefSeq and is a predicted model, not a curated record. The transcript is spliced from 2 exons. NCBI's taxonomy places the organism in Eukaryota, Fungi, Ascomycota, Eurotiomycetes, Eurotiales, Aspergillaceae. The annotation marks the transcript as partial.